Radiomyces spectabilis is the source of this 3018-nucleotide messenger RNA. RefSeq lists its product as uncharacterized. NCBI's taxonomy places the organism in Eukaryota, Fungi, Mucoromycota, Mucoromycetes, Mucorales, Radiomycetaceae. Bases 296 to 2872 code for a protein of 858 amino acids. The record is from RefSeq and is a predicted model, not a curated record. The transcript is spliced from 3 exons.
CUACUUGUCAUUGCUGCUCUUACUUUAUUAGCUUUUGCACUCUAUGUUCAUUGCCAACAUUUGUCUGCGUCUAUGAUGGAUUGAUAUGGCUUUACUGAAAAAAGCGGCUGCUAUAGGUUACUGCUAUCUCUCGAACUGAAAUAUCGGGAAUUCAAGGUGGAAUUUCCUUGUGCACCCAAGGUGUUACCUAAAUUAUUGAUUUUUUGAACAAAAAUAACAAAAGGUCCAGGCAAACCUUUGCCUGGAAUCUUUUCCGUAAUAUUCCUUUCCCACUGUUUCUCUUGCUUUUGCAGCCAUGAACAAUGUCGCACCACCCCGGCCUGAUAAAAGCAAACUACGCAGCCUGCCCAGUUCUGCCUCAUUGAGCACUUUCGUCGAACCUUCGAGACCUGGACGAGCCUCGGCUCCUCUUGUUCGCAGCUUUUCCACCGAUUAUGUAGCAACGUCUUUAGCCGUUCAGUCACCCACUGUCCCACCUCAAUUGAAUGCUUCCGCGUCCACACAACCCUCUCUACCAGCGAGAUUCGAUCACGUCCCUCCUCCAACAAAGUAUCGCAGUCGAUUUAUCGAACGAUUCGAUCACACGCCACCUCGGGAACUUUUGAACACCUUGUCCGAAUCGACGCCUCAAGGCCCCGAAAGAAGACCGAGACGUCAAAGCACGGUCAAACGACUGCGCUUAGCCCUGACCCAUUCUCACAGCACAUCCGUCUUGGAAACUAUUAGUUCACGCGUUCAUCCAAGCACUCCUACUGCUGCUGCAGGAAUUCCCGCUGUCAGCUCGCCCACCACUCCGACACCGGCCAGCAUGGCUGUUCAUCGAACGGUCUCGGACGGCUCGAUCAUGCGCUCCCCUGUGGACAACGGCCCACAAGAAUCAUUGACGACGAACGAUAAUUCAAGAGAAUCAUCAAUCACACGUUCGGCUGGAUCUAGUUUGCAGAGUUCAGCGUCUACGCCAACAUCGUCAUUUAUGAAACCGCAACGACUGGGCAGCAGCCAAUCCAUGCCAUACAGCACCACCAAAUCGGCGACCUCACCUACCAAGAUCAGCAAUAAGAUGUCGUUGGCCAACUUGAACCGAGCUAAAGUCAUUAUUAAUCGUCUUGAAGAAUGGCUUCAUUUUAUUCGUACGCUCAUCAGUUGGACAGAGGAAGUGUCGAAAAUCUGUCUGCAGAGUAGCCGUAGCUAUUAUCACCGAGCGCUUCCCUUGUCCGAAGAUUUCGACAGCACCAAUGGACCAGAGAUUGCCAUGGCCACCAUUCAAGCGGGUUUGAGCAUGUUGACCAUGCAAGUGGCGGAAGAACAACGCAAUUUUAGUCGCAAGUUGCGAGACUCUUAUUUACCGUGUUUGGUGAAAUUCAAGAAAGAAUGCAAAGAGAAAAUCCGGAGUCUGAAAAGCAACGACGAUCUUUUAUCGGAUGAACUGUUGCGACGAGCAGAAACGACUCGAAAAAGCAUGAGUCAACUAAACAAGGCUUGCAAAGCAGCCGAAAAAGCCAAACAUCAAAUCGAACACGAUCCAUGGUUAGCCAAUCUCUAUGUGCUUCGAUAUUUGAAGCAGGAAAUCAAUGAAGAGAAUCGGUUACGGUUAUUGAUGGUAGAUGUCCAGAAAGAUACGGCCGAUUUUGAGCAACGCUUGAUAGAAGCGGUCAAACCGAUCGUCCAGUUUUGCUACGAGUAUUUGGCUCCUGGUGCUUGGCAUCAUGCCUCCGAUCCAGAAACGGCGUCAAUGAAACUUGUGAUGGAUCAAAUUAUACCCAAUCACGAAUGGCACGCUUUCGCAGAGAAGAAUGUCAAGGAACUUGUUCCCGAACAUCAUCCAACAAAGGAUUAUCUAAAGAUCAAUUAUCCUCACAAGCUCCAUCCUUACGUAUUAACACUGCAAAAGGGGAAAAUGCAACGACGCACUGGUGUAUUGAAGCAAUACAUCGACCGUUACUAUGUUCUCAGUCAAUGCGGUUAUUUGCAUCAGUUUCGUCUCGAUGACAAGGUGUCUCCUGAACAUUCAAUUUACAUACCCCAGUCGACCAUUGUACCCUCGGUCGAUAUCAGUCAUCUGGCGAAUCAAAUCAUGGAAACCACCUCCGACAAUACGAAACAGGAAUUCACGUUUGAAAUUAUCCGUCCAGGCAAUGCGAGAUUACAACGUGAUAAGGCUUACGAGUUCCGCGUGUCCAGUCGCAAGGAAUUACUGGAUUGGUGUCGUCUGUUAUGCGAAAUUGCUACCCGGCCUCCGGGGGCGAUUUCGCAAACACUUUUACCUCAGUCUAGCCUGCUCCUUACGUCCACAUUGUCGUCAGGUUCCUCAUCAGAGGCGCUACGCAGCGACAAUAGUCUCGCCGUAUCCGUUGUCUCCUCCGGCAGAGCCAGUGACGAACAGCGUCAAAACUCUUGUACUUCCAUUCCACAUACUGUCCAAACUCUAUGGUCCCACCGUGCCAGUCAGUCGACCAAUGCUAAAAGCAACCAGAGGCAAAUUGCCCAAGCAACCGAUUCUAUACCCGUAACCUUUGCCGAGGAAGAACCGGCCCCCAGCAUUUAUACCGAUGCGCCUACCGAGCUUGAACCUCCUCAAGACACCCGUCCAGAAACAAACCAAGAUCCAGCAGACACAUCAAGCAUCCACAGCGACGCUACCGCCAAAGACGAACAUUAUACCAGUACCAAACCUCGCCCCAUCUCUCUGGUGAGCUCCCAUAUCGAUGACGCCGAGUCCUCGGUUUAUCUAUCGGCAGCUUCUACUCUAUCCUCCGGUUCAUCAACGACAUCCUCCAUUAUCAAUAUGGAAGAGGUAAAUUUUCCAGCCCUCGAUAAUGAAAACGAAAACGAUUUUCCAGUCACGCCUACUGUUUCAGCUAAUGCCAAGUGAACACAGUAUCACUCUAUCAACCCAGUUCCCUAUAGUAACAACUAGAAUAUAAUGCUUUCUCAGAAUGAGCGAUUAAAAUGGUCGCAAUCACCUACCACUGUUUCUCCCACUGUGACCAGCACAAUAAAGGUCCUACAUAAUUAAUU